Messenger RNA from Oncorhynchus mykiss (rainbow trout), 2875 nucleotides. Its product is annotated as transforming growth factor beta activator LRRC33-like. Gene Ontology annotation, molecular function: protein binding. Lineage: Eukaryota; Metazoa; Chordata; Actinopteri; Salmoniformes; Salmonidae. The record is from RefSeq and is a predicted model, not a curated record.
AUGUUCAUCCACGGCCUCCUCCCUACCCUGCUCUGUCUAACCCUCUGGCCCCUGUGGAGCCUCCUGAUGUCUGCCUUCUGCCACCCUCUCCACAGCCCCUGCAGACUGACCCAAAAGACUGCUCUCUGUAGCAACAGUGAGCUCUCAUCUGUACCUGGGGGCCUACCUGACAGCAUAGAGGACCUCCACCUGAACCACAACCACAUUCAGAUGCUACAAGAUGACUCCCUCUCCCGCUACGUCUCCCUUCGUACCCUAAGCUGUGCAGACAACCUUUUGGAGACGGUGGGGUCCAAGCUCUUUCACAACUCACCUCAUCUAGAGAGCCUCAAUCUAGCUGCCAAUAAUCUUCACGUUGGAUACCAGCAAACUAGCCUGGCGCUGCUCACCUUGUCUAGACUCAGAGUUCUGGAUCUGUCAAAAAAUCAGCUUACAGAGGACAUGGUCUCCGUCCUCCUCCAGAAUAUGACGUCCCUGGAGUACCUCAACCUUUCCAGGAACCUCCUGCUGAGGCUGGACGAAAGCUCCUUCAGCGACCUCCACCAGCUCAGAGAGCUGGACCUGCAGAGGAACAUGCUGUUUGAGAUUGACGGGUCCUUUGAUCACCUGCACAAGCUCCAGAGACUCAACCUGGCCUUCAACUACCUGCCCUGCCUGGUGCACUUCCACAUGACCCAGCUGGUGGUCCUCAACGCCAGUCACAAUGCCAUUGAGUGGUUCAUAGCCAACCAGGACCUCCAGGAAGUCUUCCAGCUGGAGACCCUGGAUCUCACAGACAACAACCUCCUCUUCUUUCCCUUUCUGCCCACCCACAGCCGCCUGAGGAACCUCCAUCUGUCCCAGAACAGGGUGAGCUUCUACGAACACCUGGCGGACGCAGCUGCCUACCCCAACUGGAAGACCAGCGUCCAGUUCUACAACCUGAGGGGCAACAUGAGCAACGUCACGGCCAAGUUGUGGGACGAGAGCCUGCACGGGGACAUCUCCUCUCUAGACCUGCUGGAUCUGAGUGGAAAUCAGGUGCACUACUUCCCCCAAGGAUUCAUCAGCAAAAUGCCAAGCCUGACCAGACUCAGGAUGUGGACAAACUGUCUUGAGGUCUUGAAUCUAACUCUGGAAAAGCUGCCGGGGACGUUGUACGAGUUGGACGUGAGCAACAAUAGGUUGACUGCGCUCCAUGCCGACCAAGUUAGUUUGAGGAAGCUAGGCAACCUAAGCUUCCUGAACCUGAGCCAGAAUGACCUGCAGACUCUACCUGCUCAGCUGUUGUCCUCUCUCACCAGCAUCAGCUCUGUGGAUAUUAGUUACAACAGAGUUGGCGUGUGCCCCCAUGAGGCAGGGGGUAGUGGCAUGGGUGGGGGUAACCAAUCAGACUGUGUCGUUUGGAGAAACAUCAUUUCUCUGAGAUAUCUCUACCUAUCAGGGUGCAACCUGGGGAGGCUGCCAUCAUCAGCGUUCGUAGGGACGCCCCUAACACACCUGGAGCUGUCUAACAACCCAGAACUCAUCAUCGGGCCCAGAUCGAUCGCAGGCCUCAGCAGAACUUUGCACCAUCUAGGAUUGGGAAACACAGGCCUGAGGCACUUUGACUUCUCUCCUUUCCAUCACUUGAAGUCUUUGAACAUUUCCAGAAACUCUCUUACUCAGCUCCCUGCUUCACUGCAACGCCUGGAGCUGAAGCUGCUGGACCUGAGGGACAACAAACUGACCACCGUCCCCUCAGCUCAGGCUAACGUGUUAGCCACGAAACUCCACGCCGUUUUUCUCAACGGAAACACUUUCAACUGCUGCCAGUUGGACUGGUACAGGACGUUGGAGAAAACGGUCACUAUCAUGGACCUCUCGGAUAUUUCAUGUCAGGAUCUGACCAAAAGAACACACAGAGUGGUGCUUGUAGACUCCCUACUAUGUGGCGGUAGUGAGGGGGAGUCUGUGUACUGGUACAUCCUGCUGUUUAUCGUACCUGUUCUCUGUCUGGUUGGAAUGUCUGUUAUCUUCCUGCUCACCUUUAGGCCCAGACUGCUUCCCACAGCAGUUAGAAAUAAAUGCUGGAGUCAACUUCCCUGUGUUGACGAAGAAAAGUCCCAAAAAGAAGACCCUGGUCGUGUCCAAAUACCCAUACUAGAGAUCUAAGUAGAAGGCAUUUUAGGGAUGCGAAAAUAGAACGUUUUAUAGUAAGUGCAAUUACAACAAAAAAUAGUACGCUUCAAAAUGCCAGAAUGUUAUGUUACUUCUGAGAAAGAUAAUCCUCUUUCCAGACUCACGUGUGUUUGACAACAGCUGAUAAUGAGAUCACUAUUUUAUUUAAGUAGGCAAGUCAGUUAAGAACUAAUUCUUACUUACAAUUCCUGGGCAAUUGUGCACCGUCCUAUGAGACUCCCAAUCACAGCCAGAUGUGAUGCAUCCUGGUUUCGAACCAGGUACUGUAGUGAUACCUCUUGCACUGAGAUGCAGUGCCUUAGACCGCUGUGCCACUCGGGAGCCCAAGGGGACAUGCUGUACCAAAAUCAAAUCAAAUCGAUUUAUAAAGCCCUUCUUACAUCAGCUGAUAUCUCAAAGUGCUGUACAGAAACCCAGCCUAAAACCCCAAACAGCAAGCAAUGCAGGUGUAGCCCAAAUUGAAGCCUUAGAAUGAAUGAAUGGCGGGAAUCAACGCAGUUGCACAUUAGAUUAAUCAUUCUCAGGAUGGAUGAGCCUAGUAAUGUUGCUUACUGCAUUCGUUUGUACUAAACAGUAUGUGUGUAGUACGAUUAGUACACAGAAUGUAGUUUUAUUAAGUAGUAGGCAAGACAGAUUUCAGAUACAGCCAUUGUCACAAAUUACAAUUAUGUAAAAGUGUGAUGUUUUGCACAUACAGUAUCAAUACAAUUUCUGG